Messenger RNA from Neurospora crassa OR74A, 1298 nucleotides. RefSeq names its product Got1 family protein. The record is from RefSeq and is a predicted model, not a curated record. Lineage: Eukaryota; Fungi; Ascomycota; Sordariomycetes; Sordariales; Sordariaceae. Bases 245 to 667 code for a protein of 140 amino acids. Gene Ontology annotation, biological process: endoplasmic reticulum to Golgi vesicle-mediated transport; retrograde transport, endosome to Golgi. The transcript has 4 exons. Gene Ontology annotation, cellular component: Golgi membrane; COPII-coated ER to Golgi transport vesicle; endoplasmic reticulum.
CGCAUCUUAGCACAUCGUCGAACGAGACCGUUUUCGAUCGCCUUUGCAACAACUAGACAUAGUCAGCACUUUCACAAGUCAGCGUAUUUACGCUCUUUACUAUAUACUACAUUAUCUUAUUAAUUCAUCGGCAGUUAUUUCCGCUUCUUCACUUCUUUUCGCGCUGCCUCGAACUCCCCAUCUAGCUCUUGAGCUAGCUAUCUUCCGCCCCGCCCAAAAAAGCUUCCGAGUCAACACCAGCAAUAUGCCUACAAUGUGGUUAUCCGACUCCCAAAAAAUUGGAGUCGCCUUUUGCUCUGGCGGUGGCUUUUUCCUCAUCGGCGGUGUCCUCCUCUUCUUUGACCGGGCCAUGCUUGCCAUGGGCAAUAUUCUCUUCCUAAUCGGCCUAACUAUAAUAAUCGGUCCCCAAAAAACUUUCACCUUCUUCGCACGCAAGCAAAAGGCCAAAGGUACGGCGGCUUUUUUCUCCGGUCUGGCUUUGAUUUUGAUGCGCUGGCCUUUGAUCGGCUUCUGCGUGGAGCUUUAUGGGAUCAUGAUCCUCUUUGGCGACUUCCUGGGAACGAUAGCGGGUUUCGCGCGCAACAUUCCUGUUAUUGGACCUUAUAUCGGCACCGCGGUUGAUCGGUCUGGUGUGGUAGCGAGGCAGAAUGCGGAUUUGCCUGUUUAAAUGGAGGGAUUGAGUGUUGAGGGGAAAAGGCGAGGGCGCCGUGGCAUAGUGCAAACGUGCCGAACGAGGAUAUGGUCUGGGCCAUGGCGCCGCUCUUCGAAAGCUCACGAAUACUCGCUUUGCCGUUCGGUUGAAUGACAUCGGCGGGUCGGGCGCAAGACAGGUUCAGCGCUCGCGCUAUGAAAGGGAGGGCAAAAGAAAGAAUACGAGGCGAACGGGAACAUGAACGAAGAAACGACGGUUGUGAAACGAAAAGGAGAGGGAACGCCUAUGAAGGGUCUAAUGCCCACGAUCAACAUGCACAUUCACACAAACGGCGUUGGAGCGAACUUUGGGAUACCCAAGUUGUAAUAUGAAGAGGGAAGUAUCGGGCUUUCUUUUCAUGCAUAAUUUUGAGAGGAAGAAUCAAAUACUAUAGAUGGUUCCGGGGUGGGGGGGGUGUUAAAUUGUCUACAAAAUCACGAUACCAUAUAACCCCAAUGAUGGAACAACGGACGAGGAACGUUUUUCACCACCGGCAGCCUCGACUGACAUGGAAAGGCAAAUUCCGCCAAAGUGUGCUGUCAGUUCCAGAAAAAAAAAAUUCCCAAGGGCCUAUGCCUGUUUAAGGAUAUCAUCCAUCCAGUACACC